AAAAAAAAAGGAAACGGACUGCGCACACCACUGCUUAAAACUACUGAUGACUCUUAUACAUCGUUUGGCUUUCUACAGUCAAAAAUGUCAGUUGUAUGGUUCAGUACUUGAAAUGUUCAUGUUGAUUUCACCUGACCGCAAUAAUAUUUUUAACAGCAGCAUUGUUCAGUUUCCGCUACUGAAACCAUGUAACUGAAAGAGGAAGCUGGGUUUCUUCACUGUCACUUCCUUAACAAACGUAGCCUAGUGUUUAUUGACAAUUCACUUUUGUUCUUUCUUGCCUUUAAAAUUGCUGGGAAAAGUGUGUAAAACAGGAGGGUUAAACCUGUGACUAUCUGCUGGUGUGGGAUUUUGAUUGUCGCAGUGUUGACUUGCAAAGACGUACACAAGGGACGAGUCAGAGCAAAGAGCAAGGCCAAAGUGUGUGUGCUGCUGAUGCAUUGCUGAAGAGAACAUCAAAUGGAUAAAGUGGUGGAAUCUGAGCAAGGUAAUCAAGGAGAAAGAAGAAAGAUAAUCCAGCCUUCAUUUUUAAAUGAUCCCAAACUACUGAAGCUUAAAGAGGUGCUGGUCGAAUGGAUCAAUAGUACUCUGAAACCAGAGCACAUUGUGGUCCAGAAUCUGGAGGAAGACAUCUAUGAUGGACUUGUGCUUCAUCACCUACUGGGCAAGUUAGGAGGAGUGCACUUAGGGGUAGAGGAGAUCGCACUAACCAGUGCUGCUCAGAUGUGCAAACUGGAGUUGAUUCUGCAGGCCCUCAAUCAAGAGCUAGGGCUUGGUGCCCAAGCAGACGGUACAGCUAGAUGGAGUGCCAAACUCAUCCACAGUCGAGACCUGUUGGCGACUCUUCAUCUGCUGGUGGCCCUGGUGAAGCGCUACCAGCCCGAACUCGCCCUUCCCCAGAAUGUCAGUGUGGAGGUUGUCAUGCUUGAGGUAAACAAAGGUGGCAUCAAAUAUGACAAGCAGAUAGAAUGCAUCACUUUGCAAAGUGAGGAUACAGAAGGAUGUAAAAAAGAAGACCCCAUAGAUGAGCUGCUCAAGCUUGAUGCACACAAAAUUGCCACAGUCAAAAAGGCCCUCUUGCACUUUAUCAAUAAGAACAUGUCGCCAUUAAGAUUGCAGGUGUCUGACAUCGAGAAACAGUUUGCAGAUGGUGUGAUUCUAAUUUUGCUGAUUGGUGAGUUGGAGGGCUUCUUCAUUCCACUCUACGAGUUCUACCUCUCUCCUGCCAGCCACUCAGAGAUGCUUCAUAAUGUCACCCUGGCUUUGGAUCUACUUAAUGACAGAGAAAUACAAGUACAGAAUGUUGACCCAGAAGAUAUUGUGUCCCAAGAUGUGCCAGCUACACUGAAAGUACUCUAUGCCUUGUUUAAGAAACACAAGAACAAAUAAUCCCCUCCUAGCCCCAUCUACAGCCUCUGAUGAAAAUGACUGUAAAGGUCAUGGGAUAAGCUUCUAAUCCAUCUGGAGUGCAAUGUUGUAACUAAUAUACAUUAGGAAAUUGUUCAGACACAGUCGUCUAGUUUUAAUAAAAGUGAGUGAACACUGGAUCACUCAGCACAUCAUACAGAUUGGCUAUGGCUGUGACAGCAUGGUGACCCCCUUCAUUUCUCCAUCUCUUAUCUCCCCACAUGCUCUCUAAUUGAAUGCUCGCCCUUGAGCUUCUCGCUUGUCCUUACAGACAGAAUGCAUUAUGGUAGGCCUCUUGCUCUCAAAUAAAUUCCAUCAAAAGCUUGA
Molecule: messenger RNA, 1734 nt
Organism: Pangasianodon hypophthalmus (striped catfish)
Lineage: Eukaryota; Metazoa; Chordata; Actinopteri; Siluriformes; Pangasiidae
Gene: parvg
Product: parvin, gamma
Exons: 13
Coding region: 460-1389 (309 amino acids)
Biological process (GO): establishment or maintenance of cell polarity; substrate adhesion-dependent cell spreading; cell projection assembly
Cellular component (GO): cytoplasm; actin cytoskeleton; focal adhesion
Molecular function (GO): actin binding
Source: RefSeq, a predicted model, not a curated record